Molecule: messenger RNA, 2984 nt
Organism: Nyctereutes procyonoides (raccoon dog)
Lineage: Eukaryota; Metazoa; Chordata; Mammalia; Carnivora; Canidae
Gene: DUSP18
Product: dual specificity phosphatase 18
Exons: 2
Coding region: 243-809 (188 amino acids)
Biological process (GO): protein dephosphorylation
Molecular function (GO): MAP kinase tyrosine/serine/threonine phosphatase activity
Source: RefSeq, a predicted model, not a curated record
GGCUCCAGGGAGCUAAGAAGAGGCCGGGCUUUCUCUGAGGGACUGUUGCUAUGGAAACCAGAGCGCGGGGUAGCCAGGGAUGGUGGCGCCCGGAUGGUGACAGAUCUUCCCUCACCCGGAGACCCUCAGCCGAGGCUUCCGGCGCGGUUGCUUCCUGAACGAACGGGAGAGAGUUUUCCAUGGCAUGGCCUAACAGAAAGACGUAGCCUUUGUGCCUCCCUGGCCGCUGACCGCCUGGCCUGAUGACAGCACCCCCAUGCACCUUUCCGGUUCAGUUCCGGCAGCCCGUGGUCAGCGGCCUCUCACAGAUCACCAGCAGCCUGUAUAUCAGCAAUGGAGUGGCCGCCAACAACAAGCUCAUGCUCUCCAGCAACCAGAUCACCACAGUCAUCAACGUCUCGGUGGAAGUGGUAAACACCUUAUACGAGGACAUCCAGUACGUACAGGUGCCUGUGGCUGACACACCCAUCUCACGUCUCUGUGACUUCUUUGAUCCCAUAGCUGACCACAUCCACAGUGUAGAGAUGAAGCAGGGCCGCACGCUCCUGCACUGCGCCGCUGGUGUGAGCCGCUCAGCUGCCCUCUGCCUGGCCUACCUCAUGAAGUACCACGCCAUGUCCCUGCUGGAUGCCCACACGUGGACCAAGUCAUGCCGGCCCAUCAUCCGACCCAACAGCGGGUUUUGGGAGCAGCUCAUCCACUACGAAUUCCAGCUGUUUGGCAAGAAUACCGUGCACAUGGUCAGCUCCCCUAUGGGAGUGAUCCCUGACAUCUAUGAGAAGGAGGUCCAUUUGAUGAUUCCACUGUGAGCCAUCCUACUAGUCCCCGCACCCAGGUCGGGGGUGCAGAUCUGCUGUAGACCCUCCACCACGAUCUGAACUUAAACAUUCUCCUUUUGUUGAUACAGCCAAAACAGAUGAUGCCUUUUAUGAGGGUCAGAAAAAAAAGGAAAGGUGCUGUAGAUUUUAACCUUAUUACCCAUAUCUUCAAAGAUGAAAUUCACUAACUGCCCAUUGGUGCAGAGAAGUUUCCAACCCUCUAAGUGACAUGUCACGGCUGCUGGCCAGAGGGGAGAGUGAGGCAAGUGCCCGGGUCAAAGUCCAGCACCUUAAGUGUUUAGCAAGCCUAGAAUCCUGCUGUCCUCCACCAGACCGACUAACCCAGGAAUGAAUGAGUCAGCCACAAUUCCACUUUAUUCUUUCAAACCCAAAGCCAGAGCCUUAACCAUCAUGGUGCCUCCUGUGGUGUUCACAGUAAGUGCCAAUCCCCUAGAUAAGUGGCCUUUGGGUAGUGCACUGGUCCUGGGGGCCCAGGCCAACCCUGCUUCCACCUUCAACCCACAGGGGCCCAACUCUGGUUUCCUGGAUUUGAUUUACAUAUGACAUAGUUUUUCAAAGAAAGCAUUUCAUAGUCAUAAAAUUUUUAAAAAUAUAUUUGAUUUUGAGUACUGUCAUACAUGGCAAGAUCUCAAAGUAUCCUUGGCCGUUCCCUGCCAGCUUUUGGGGGGUGGCAUUAGUUUCCUUCUUAGAGGCACAUGUGAAGAGCAGACCUGACAUCAGGCUUCAGGGGUUCCCCUCAAAGGUCUCGAUUUGGAAAGCCAGAGCUGCAGACCGGAACCUAGCCUUGUCACUUCCUCCCCCAUGUGAUCAGGACCUCUUGGCACCUCAGCUUUCUCAUCUGUCCAACCACUGACAGCCCUUUCCUCCCAGCGUUGUCAUGAAGAUUCAAUGAUCCCUUAACACGGCGCCUGGCACAUGGUGGGUGCUUUAUGGUAGCAACUCUCGUUACGGAUGCUGCUUUGGCCCUGCUGGUCUGGGUCAGUGUGGUCAUCCUCACGAUGGCAUUUCCAAACCAUCCGUACACAGCCUUUCACUGUUUACAAAAUGCUCUUCAUAAAAGUUAUCCUGUGUGGGGAAAAAAAAAAAUGGUCUGAGGUUCUUUCAGACCCUACCUUUGAAGAGGCCUAAACUUCGUAGCCUUUUCCGAGUUUCCAUUGUGUUCAAUCCACGUGUGAUCUUGGGGUCCUAAAGCAAGGAGCACACUUCCAGCUUCCCCUAAAAGGCCUUGUUUAGAUUGCUGACCAUUAAUGUGGGUGCCGGCUAACCACUGGGUCCAUGGGGGCACAUGCCAAAGGGACAAAUGAGUCGGCCCCAGCUAUAUGCCCUGAAGUCCAGGAUUGUUCAAACCCCGUAGGGGCCUGAGAAUCUGACUUAAGACCAGUUAUUCUAACCCAGAGGUUUUCAGAUGAACCUUAUAUGAAACAGACAAAAGCACAACUGUUCUGUGAGUCCAGAGCCCAGUGGAGGCCAAAUUUUGCCUUCUCCCUCCAAACCUACCCUACUGCCACUUUCAUAAAGGGCAUGCCCAGGGGUGCAAUUUUAGGGUGCAGAGGAGAAGAAAAAUCACUGCUUUGGACUGACUUCUCGUUACACAGGCGAACAAACAGACGCACGAACACCAGGGCUGGUGUGGCAGGGCCCCCACAAAGCAGUCUUUCUGGAAGAAACCCAGAUGGAAAGUUUCUCUUAGAGCUUUUUUAGAGAGAAAUUGAUUGUGACAUAUUUUAUCUUCAUUUAAAAAUUUUUUUGAGUUAACAUACGAUAAAAUUAAUUAUAUGUGCAGUUCUGUUUUAACACAUCUGUGUAACUACCUCUACAAUCAGAACACAGAGCAGUUCCAUCAUCCAAAAAAUCCUCUUAUGCCACCACUUUGUAGUCAAACCUUUGCCCUGCCCCCAGCCUGUGGCACAUACCAAUCUGAUCUCUGUUCCUAUAGAUUUGCCUUUUCUAGAAUGUCACAUACAUAGCAUCAUAGAGGAUGUAACCUCUAAAGGCUUCUUUCAGUAUAUCUUUGAGUUUCAUGCAUGUUGCUUUUUAUAGCUUAGUAGUAUUUCAUUGUAUGGAUAACCACAGUUUGUUGUCAUAUUCACCCACUGAAGGAUAUUUGCGUUAUUCUAAUUUUGAAUAAAACUGCUUCGAACACUU